Molecule: messenger RNA, 2389 nt
Organism: Amphiprion ocellaris (clown anemonefish)
Lineage: Eukaryota; Metazoa; Chordata; Actinopteri; Pomacentridae
Product: periphilin-1-like
Exons: 10
Coding region: 242-1273 (343 amino acids)
Biological process (GO): negative regulation of gene expression, epigenetic; negative regulation of DNA-templated transcription; protein localization to heterochromatin
Cellular component (GO): nucleoplasm
Source: RefSeq, a predicted model, not a curated record
UUUGGCGUUACUGUAGAGUGUUUGUAGCUGUGGUUUGGUUGUGCAUAUGUCUACGAGAGGGAAGUUUGGGUGUCGUGUCGUGUAAUUUAUAUUGGUGUAUUUAUGUCUUUAAGCGAUAGGCAGGAUAUGUAAUGUGGCCUUUGCGGCAAGGAGUGUUGAAAUAGCCUCAUUGUUUGGUUCAUCAUUAUUCCCUGAAACAUCUUGAGGACACCAGACAGGGAACCAACAUCACUCCUGCAACAUGGCAUAUCGACGUGGUCGAAAAGGUAUUAGAGAAGCAUAUGAAGACCACUUCUCAUCAGCAGAUGCAAGAGAGGUGACGGUUCAUCGAGUUGUCAAUAUUGUUGAAAAGAGGAACCCAAUGCCACGGCUGGGGGUGGAAUUUGAUAGAGGAUUUAAUGAUGACUCAUGGUACGGUAAUCCUCGAAAUUACCAAGAAAGUUACCAGGACAGUUACCAGAACAAUUACCAGGACAAUUACCAGGAAGAAAGAGGUCAUAGUGAAGGGAGCUAUCCACCCAAUGAUCGCCGAUACUUUGAUGAUAACCCCAACUUUGGGAAUUAUCGCAGACAUUCCUCUCCACCAAGAAAUGGGGCCUCGUACUCUCAACAGAGCUAUGGAAGAGAUGAUCUGAGGCAUCAGUUAGACUCAAGGAGCAGUGGCAGACUUCAUCAUUUCCGCAAAAGAGGUCAAGGGUUAGGCCCUCCUCUGAGGACAGAACAGGACAGAAAAGCCAAGACCUGUCAGCCUCUUGUGAUCACGCGGGAACGCUCUCCUGGAAAGAGGGAAGCCCAGCCAUCUGUAACUAUUCGCUCUGGAUCAAAUACCAACAGGAACUUCUCUCCUGACAGGGACAAAGGCUAUCCAUAUCAGCAGGCACAGCAAAAGCAUAAGCCCAAUGUGGUCACAAGCCACACUCCCAGCAGCUCUGUGGAGGGGUCUCCUCACGUUUCAGGAUCUUCAAAGGAAAAACCUUCAGCAUCUGUAGUGGUGUCGGAGGAGGUGGCGGCUGCCAGCAUGGAGCCAAAGCUGACACCAGAGGAGGACUUCAAGGCUCGCCGGUUGGAGGCCAUUAAGGCUAAGGCUCUGGAAAUUGAGACGCAUUACAGGCAGGACUGUGAGACAUUUCGCACAGUGGUGAAGAUGCUGGUGGCCAAGGAGCCCAGCUUGGAUAAUCUGCUGCAAGCUCCACUAGAUGCAAACCUGUUGGAGAUCAAACAGCACUGCCUUGAUGCCCUCAGAAACUUCAUGAAGGAGCUGGAUGAGAUAUGAGACUCAUCAGCAUAAACCACACAUGGUAAAAUGCUGAGGUGACAAUGUGGAGUAUUAACACAAAGAAUCUAUCCAAAGUUUUACAUUUUUAACUCUUCAUCAUCGUCUUUAGUCAAAUAUUAGUAAUAAUGACUUUUUUUAAAUCACUCAUAAGUAUUCGAAACAAAGACAGAAAAGAGGAUGUAUCAAGACUAGAUUGAAUUAGAAGUCUAAUGGAGAUGUGGUUACAGUAAAAUACCUUUUGUAUUUUGAGUAAAAUCAAAAGGACUUUAAAGGAAUUAAAUGCAAGAGGUACAGUUUCUAUGAAAGACUCAACAACUUAGGCUGCAUGUUUUAAUGAUGGAUUAUGUUGCCAAAAUCAGCUAUGUGCUUGGUUGGUCUUAUUGCUGAAUCCUAUUGAUGAUGCACUGCCAGAAAAAUGAGUAAAUCAUAAAACUAAUUUUGUGAAGUGUAAAGAAUUUUGCUUCUGUUUUUUACUUUUCUUGGCACUAUGAUUGCAAAUGCUACUUAUGCAAACUUAAAGAGAGAUUGAUGUCUUUUAAAUGGGGUUUUAUGGGGUGCUUACCCUCAGCCAGCGUAUUACCAACAACAUAACCCACACGCUUCGAGUUUGGAGAAGCAGAGACUACUGUCAGGGAUGCCAAGUAUACUGCUGUUAUUGGGGUCAACAGCAAAAUAUAUUUUAGCCACCUAAAAGACAUCCACCUAAAAAAAAAACUCAAUAUCCACUAUAGUGUACACUGUUUAGAAUAGUCCCAUUGCUUUACCUCAUCAUCAGACACUUCUUUAGCCCUAUAUUUUGUCAGCCAAAGAACUUCCAUAUUCUUGCUCACCUGUGUAGAUCAGCUGAUCAUCCUUCCAGCGAUCUACGAUAGGUAACACUGGCUAUGAAUCAGUACCUCAUACGACUCCACUUCAAAGAACACAAGUAUUCGUCAGCCAGUAUUGAAGGGUCCAACUCUAUGUUUUACCAGUGCAUUACAAUUUCAUACAAAGGAGACUGCAUUAUAUAAGUCAUGUAUUGUCUUACAUUCAGUUUAAAGUGAACUUAUGAAUAUUAUCUUUCAGACUUGUAGAAAAACUUUUGUAAAUAAAUGGGGAGGCCUUAAACUAAAA